Bombina bombina (fire-bellied toad) is the source of this 2032-nucleotide messenger RNA. RefSeq names its product carbonic anhydrase 4 (gene CA4). NCBI's taxonomy places the organism in Eukaryota, Metazoa, Chordata, Amphibia, Anura, Bombinatoridae. Gene Ontology annotation, molecular function: carbonate dehydratase activity; zinc ion binding. Bases 31 to 933 code for a protein of 300 amino acids. The record is from RefSeq and is a predicted model, not a curated record. Gene Ontology annotation, cellular component: plasma membrane. The transcript is spliced from 8 exons.
UUUUGGCUCCCAGCGCUAGUUUGUUGCACUAUGAUGGGAUUCGUUUCAUUGCUUAUUUUCAUCAGCCUCCCUUCUGUCCUAGUGACAGCGGCUGAACCUGGAUCAGGGCAUUGGUGUUAUGAAUCUAUUCAGGCUGAUGGAUGCCCAGGACCUAGUAAAUGGACAGAUGAAUUCAAGGAUUGUGGCGGUCACAAACAAUCUCCAAUCAACAUUGAUACUAAAAAUGUAGCGUCUGAUUCAAAUCUAAAAUCAUUUGCAUUUAAAGGAUAUGACAGUUCCAUUUCAACUACUAUUAAAAAUAAUGGCCACUCAGCUGAAGUAGCCUUGACUGCAGCAAUCACAAUAUCAGAUGGUGGGCUUGAAAAUACAUAUACAGCUGCUCAGCUCCAUUUUCAUUGGGGCAGUAGCAAUAGUAAAGGAUCAGAGCACACAAUAGAUGGUAAACAAUAUGCAAUGGAGCUUCAUAUAGUCCACGCACUGCAAGAUGGUUCGAAGGCUGUUCUGGGAUUCCUAUAUGAAGAAUCGGAACACAACAAUGAAAAAUAUGACAACCUGAUCACAGCCGUCAAAGGCAUCUCUAAUAUAAAUAGCAAUCAAUCCAUAGCCAACUUGAAAUUGCAAGAUCUCAUUCCAGAAGAGAAAGAUCUUACACGUUAUUACAGAUAUGAAGGGUCACUCACCACUCCACCUUGCACUGAGAAUGUUAUAUGGACUGUCUUUGAAGAACCAAUUCUGCUGGGUAAAGAACAGAUAAAGGCAUUCUACGAAACUCUGAACUUUGACGCGGGUACCCAUAAAAUGGAAAAUAAUUUUAGGCCUGUUCAGAACCUUAAUGAAAGAAAAGUCUCUUACUCAAGAGCUGGGGCAAUAUUGUCCUUGGGUAAACCUUUGCUAAUAUCUUUGGCUGCAGUUUGUCUUAUGAUAACAUUUUAAUCAAAAUGUUGCUUUAAAGGGAUAUGAAUCCCAAAAUAUUUCUUUCAUGAUUGAGAUAAAUAAUGCAAUUUUAAACAACUUUCUAUUUUACUUCUAUUAUCAAAUUUUCUUGAGAUAUAUUUUGGUAAAAAAACAGGCAAGUAAGCCCAGGAAUAUGCAUUUGUCUGGAGUGUUAUAUGGAAGCAGUUUUGCAAAUUUUUGUUCCAUUUGCAAGAACAUUAGAUGGCAGCACAAUAUCCUGCCAUUUAGUGCUCCAGACACCUAUCUAGAUAUCUCUGCAAUAAAGAAUAUCAUGCAAACAAAGCGAUUUUGAUAAUAGAAGUGAAUUGGAAACCUUGCAAAAAUUUCUCUUUUUGAAUCACACAAAAAAAAAAGGUUUGGGUUUUACAUCGCUUUAAAAAAAAAAAAAAAUGUUAAAGGGACAUAAACUCAUUUUAUAUCUAUUCAUAGUAUAUAGAAGCAAUUACACACUACAUUUAAAACUGUGAGUUUGCAAUCUAGGGAAUUAAAAAUCAAUGACUAUGUAGAAUGUUAUAGAGUCAAGGAUUUGAAGGCUGUAGUAUGCACUCCAGAGUCUCAGGAUAAGUGAAAAAACUAGUUUAGAGAUAUAAAUGACAGGAGAGGUUGAUAAAAUGAAUACUAAUAAAAAGUACAUUUCAAACUUUGUUACUCCUAUGCAUGAUUAAAACAUUUUGGGCCAGAUUACAAGUGGAACACCAAUUGCGCUAAAAGUAUGUUUUUUGUGCUUGUCAGGUUGCGCUGGUAUUAUGAGUUGAAAGUAAACUGUUUUCAAUCGCGCUCUAACCCGAAGAGGGAGAAAAGCCAAACUUACAAUAUCAUGUUCACGUAUUCCCCUAUAGAAGUCAAUGGAGAAAAAAAGGGGAAAAAAACAAACACCAACACUCGCGCAAACCCGAACGCAUAUUCUCAAGUGCGCUAACCUGACAUGAAAAUAUGAAUAUUUCAUAUUCCAAUGUUCUUCACAUAGAAGAAUAUGUUCUAUUUAUUCAUAAAUACACAUUUCUACAUGUAUAUAUAAAUAAAUGAUAAUGAUAAUGAAUAGCUAUAAAUAUAUACACAUUUAUAGAGGAAUAUCUAU